Messenger RNA from Coregonus clupeaformis (lake whitefish), 864 nucleotides. RefSeq names its product leucine rich repeat containing 51 (gene lrrc51). Bases 179 to 724 code for a protein of 181 amino acids. The record is from RefSeq and is a predicted model, not a curated record. Gene Ontology annotation, molecular function: protein binding. The transcript is spliced from 5 exons. NCBI's taxonomy places the organism in Eukaryota, Metazoa, Chordata, Actinopteri, Salmoniformes, Salmonidae.
AGGCUGUUGUAGUGUAGUUCUCGCUCAUUGUGAUGAAAAUACAAACAAGUAUCUUGCACAUGAUAGCUAGCGAGCUUUGUGUGUGGGUUUUUAGGGGUAAGUUAGCUAAAUUAUGUUGCAUGCAUUGUAGGCAGAAAUCUAGUUCUUUAUGAAGAAAGGUUAGCCAAAGGGCUGUAAAAUGUAUGGAGCUCCUGUGGAUUUAUCAUUCAAAUGCCUCAGCUCAAUGACAGACGCUCUGAUGGAGGAGCCAAAUCAGGGCUUGCGGCCACUGAAGCGAAAUGCAGAGAAGAAGUUCUGCAGCCGCUCGCUGCGUCUCAACAACAACAUGAUCACAGACUUGAGUGGCUUCAAUAAUACGGUCUCAGCCUUCCUCUCAGAGCCCUCACAGCUCGCCUGGGUCGACCUGUCCUUCAACGACAUCUCACACGUAGACUCAGUCCUGGUGGAGCUGAAGGAACUGCGGGUGUUGUAUCUCCAUGGUAACAGCAUCUGUAACCUUUCGGAGGUGGAUAAGCUGGGCGUCCUGCCCUUCCUACAUACACUCACCCUGCACGGCAACACCAUGGAGAACGAGGGGAGCUACAGGGGGUAUGUGAUUGCGGCUCUGCCUCACUUGAAGAGGUUGGACUUCAGCACUGUAACACGGCAGGAGCGAAUCAUGGCCAAGGUCUGGCAUCGCCCCGGAAACCGUGGCAAAAACACCAGGAAGAACCAGGACGACUGACCUGUCACCACAGAAACGGAGGGAGGGGGGGACACAAUCGUCAUGCCAACCAACCAAAGGGUUCCAGAACCACAGGCUUACAUCAGGCCUUAUGACUAAAGCAUCAUGUAAAAGUACAAUAUUAAUCUACUCACCAGAAA